UUCCCACAGUAUGGCGGAGGGAGCCGUUGGUCGGAGGGGCGCUUCUUCACGUUUGAACCUAUGUUUCACGUCUUGAUCUGCGUGGGGUGGAUUUCAACUAACGUCAACAUUUUUUAAUCAAACUUGAACGAGCUUGCUCGUUACUGACGCGACGAUGGCGGACCGUGGCGUGGAUUUGGCGGCUUUACCAAAGGAGGUCAAGGACCAGCUAGCGGAGCUGGAGUUGGAGCUCUCAGAAGGUGACAUUACACAGAAAGGCUAUGAAAAGAAACGAGCCAAGCUGCUGGCCCCUUACAUACCACAGACUCAAAACGUGGACCCUGGCCUGCAGACUAUCCAGUUAGCUCCGGGUCCUGGUGCUGACUCCUCACCCAGCCCAGACGCCAUGUCGUCCUCUUCCACCCGCCACCAUCGCUUACAUCGCAGUGGAGGAGCCCGUGAUGACCGCUACAGAUCAGAUAUACAUACAGAGGCUGUGCAAGCAGCACUGGCCAAGCAUAAAGAGCAGAAGAUGGCGCUGCCUAUGCCCACCAAGCGCCGCUCAGCCUUCGUCCAGUCCCCUGUGGAGAACUGCACUCCUCCAGACACGUCUUCAGCCUCAGAAGACGAGGGAUCUCUGCGCCGGCGACAGGCAGCAACACUGGCUCAGAGCCUGCAGAGCUCAGAGUUUUGGAUCAACCGCUCACUCCAGGGCUCGUCCACGUCCUCGUCCGCCUCUUCCACGCUCUCGCAUGGAGAAAGCAGCAAGAGUCAAGGUCACAACCACACCCAAGGCAACGCUCUGGCGGAUGUGCUGGCUCACACUCGCAUAGAUGGCAGCAACGUGCCCCCUGACAUCACCUCCUCAGUGCCCCAGGAGAGAGGCCCCCGUGGGGAGACGGGCACCGGGCCUGCUGUGAAGGGCAUGAGUCGUGGUCAGAGCCGCUCCAGCAUGAUGGACACUGCGGACGGUGUUCCAGUAAACAGUAGAGUCUCCACUAAGAUCCAGCAGCUAUUGAACACCCUGAAGAGACCCAAGCGCCCCCCCCUGAGUGAGUUCUUCCUGGACGACGCUGAAGAAAUCGUAGAAGUGCCUCGGCCCGACCCUAACACGCCACGGCCUGAGGGCCGGCAGAUGGUCCCAGUGAAGGGUGAGCCCCUGGGUGUGGUCAGUAACUGGCCCCCAGCCCUGCAGGCCUCUCUGGCCCGCUGGGGCGCCACACAAGCCAAGAGCCCCGCCCUCACAACCCUGGACAUCACGGGCAAGCCCCUGUACACCCUCACCUACGGUAAACUCUGGAGCCGCAGCCUGAAACUGGCUUACACACUCCUGAACAAACUGGGCACCAAAAGCGAGCCGGUGCUCAGACCUGGAGACCGGGUGGCGCUGGUCUACCCCAACAGUGACCCUGGCAUGUUCUGGGUGGCUUUCUACGGGUGUCUUCUUGCAGAAGUUAUUCCUGUUCCCAUAGAGGUGCCUCUGUCUCGGAAGGAUGCAGGGAGUCAGCAGAUUGGCUUUUUACUGGGUAGCUGUGGGAUCAGCCUGGCUCUCACCAGCGAAAUCUGUCUUAAGGGGCUUCCGAAAACGCCUAAUGGAGAAAUCGUCCAGUUCAAAGGGUGGCCUCGACUCAGAUGGGUGGUCACCGACACCAAGUAUCUUACAAAGCCUUCCAAAGACUGGCAGCCUCACAUACCCACUGCCAACACUGACACAGCUUACAUUGAGUACAAGGCCAGUAAGGAAGGCACAGUGAUGGGGGUGGCUGUGUCUAAAGUCUCCAUGCUGACUCACUGCCAGGCUCUCACUCAGGCCUGUAAUUACUGUGAAGGAGAGACACUGGUCAAUGUUCUGGACUUCAAGAAAGACAUGGGCUUGUGGCAUGGGGUGUUAACGAGUGUGAUGAACAGGAUCCAUACCAUCAGUGUGCCCUACGCCGUCAUGAAAGCAUGCCCACUGUCCUGGGUGCAGAGGGUCCAUGUCAGCAAAGCGCGCGUGGCCCUUGUGAAGUGUCGAGACCUGCACUGGGCUAUGAUGGCUCACCGAGAGCAGAAGGACAUCAAUCUGUCCUCUCUGCGUAUGCUGAUCGUAGCUGACGGUGCUAAUCCCUGGUCAGUGUCAUCAUGUGACGCCUUCUUGAAUGUGUUCCAGUCCCAUGGGCUGAAGCCAGAAGUCAUUUGCCCCUGUGCCUCUUCCCCAGAGGCUAUGACGGUAGCCAUACGCAGGCCUGGUGCUCGUGGUGCCCCUCUCCCUGCCAGAGCGGUCCUCUCAAUGGGAGGUCUUAGCCAUGGAGUGAUCCGCGUCAACACGGAGGACAAGAACUCUGCUCUCACCGUGCAGGACGUGGGCCACGUCAUGCCUGGAGCUUUGAUGUGCAUCGUCAAACCAGAUGGGUCACCCAUGCUGUGUAAAACGGACGAGAUUGGAGAGAUCGUGCUGAACUCCCGGGCCGGGGGCACCAUGUACUACGGCCUCUCUGGAGUUACCAAGAACACGUUUGAGGUCAUUCCCGUCAACUCGGGUGGAACCCCCAUCGGAGAUGUCACCUUCACCCGCACUGGACUCCUGGGCUUUGUGGGACCAGGCAGUCUGGUGUUUGUCGUUGGGAAGACUGAAGGGCUGCUGUUGGUGAGUGGGCGCAGGCAUAAUGCAGACGACCUGGUUGCCACAGCACUGGCCGUGGAGCCUGUCAAAACGGUCUACCGGGGGAGGAUUGCUGUGUUCUCCGUCAACGUAUUCUACGAUGAGCGGAUUGUGAUUGUGGCAGAGCAGAGGCCCGACGCCAGCGAGGAGGACAGCUUCCAGUGGAUGAGCCGCGUGCUGCAGGCCAUUGACAGUAUCCAUCAGGUGGGCUUGUACUGUUUAGCAUUAGUGCCAGCAAACACCUUACCCAAGACCCCCCUGGGGGGCAUCCACGUGUCCGAGACCAAGCACUGCUUCCUGGAGGGCUCACUCCACCCCUGCAACAUCCUCAUGUGUCCACACACGUGUGUGACCAACCUGCCCAAACCCCGGCAGAAACAGCCAGUGGGGGUUGGUCCCGCCUCCAUCAUGGUGGGCAACCUGGUGGCGGGGAAGAGGAUCGCCCAGGCUGCUGGCAGGGAGCUGGCUCUCAUCGAGGACCAGGAGCUGUCCAGGAAGCUCUGUAUGUGGCCUGUGACUAUGCACCAGUUCCUGUCUGAGGCCCUCCAGUGGCGAGCGCAGACCGACCCAGACCAUGUGCUCUUCAUGCUGCUGAAUGCCAAGGGGGCAGCGGUGAGCACAGCCACGUCUUUGCAGUUGCACAAGCGAGCGGAGAAGAUCACUGCCUCCCUGCAGGAGAGAGGAGGCAUCAACACCGGAGACAACGUGGUGCUGCUCUACCCUCCCGGCAUAGACCUGAUUGCUGCCUUCUACGGCUGCCUGUAUGCCGGCUGUAUCCCGGUGACGGUGCGCCCCCCUCACCCACAGAACCUGGCAGCCACGCUGCCUACUGUGCGCAUGAUCAUAGACGUGAGUAAGGCAUCCUGUAUCCUGACCACUCAAGCUCUCAUGAAGACACUACGGUCUAAAGAGGCUGCGCUCAGUGUGAACGUGAAGACUUGGCCCACCAUCAUAGACACAGAUGACCUUUCGAGAAAGCGGCCCCCACACAUCUAUAAACCUCCCACGGCUGAGAUGUUGGCCUACCUGGACUUCAGCGUGUCCACCACCGGCAUGCUGACGGGAGUCAAGAUCUCCCAUGCAGCAGUGAGUGCGCUGUGUCGCUCCAUUAAGCUGCAGUGUGAGCUCUAUUCCUCCAGACAGGUGGCCAUCUGCCUCGACCCCUACUGUGGCCUGGGCUUCGUGCUCUGGUGCAUCUCUAGUGUGUACUCAGGUCACCAGUCCAUCCUGAUUCCACCCAUGGAGCUGGAGAGCUCUCUUCCUCUGUGGCUGAGCACCCUCAGCCAGUACAAGAUCAGAGACACCUUCUGCUCCUACUCAGUCAUGGAGCUCUGCACCAAGGGGUUGGGCACACAGACCGAGGCCCUGAAAGCUCGGGGACUGAACCUGUCCUGCGUGCGGAGCUGUGUGGUGGUGGCAGAGGAACGUCCUCGUCUAACUCUCUCCCAGUCCUUCUCCAAGCUGUUCAAAGAUCUGGGUCUGUCCCCCCGGGCCGUCAGCACCGCCUUUGGCUCCAGGGUCAAUCUGGCCAUCUGCCUACAGGGCACGGCUGGACCGGAUCCCUCCACUGUUUACGUAGACAUGAAAUCUCUCAGACAUGACAGGGUGAGACUGGUGGAGAGGGGAGCUCCUCAGAGUCUACCCCUCAUGGAGUCUGGAACUAUCCUUCCGGGCGUGCGAGUGAUUAUCGUCAACCCAGAGACCAAGGGUCCACUUGGAGACUCUCAUUUGGGCGAGAUCUGGGUGAACAGCCCUCACAACGCCAGCGGCUAUUACACUAUCUACGGGGAGGAGAGCCUGCAAGCCGCUCACUUCAACAUGCGCCUGAGCUUCGGCGAGCCACACACGCUGUGGGCCCGCACCGGCUAUCUGGGCUUCGUCCGCAGGACAGAGCUGCUGGACGCCGCCGGAGAUCGUCAUGAUGCACUGUUCGUGGUCGGCUUGCUGGACGAGACGCUGGAGCUGCGGGGUCUGCGCUAUCACCCCAUUGACAUCGAGACGUCGGUGUCCCGGGCACACCGCAGCAUCGCGGAGAGUGCUGUGUUCACGUGGACCAACUUGCUAGUGGUUGUGGCGGAGCUGAGCGGCUCGGAGCAGGAGGCUCUGGACCUGGUGCCACUAGUCACCAACGUGGUCCUGGAGGAGCACCACCUGAUUGUGGGCGUGGUGGUGGUGGUGGACCCCGGCGUCAUCCCCAUCAACUCCCGUGGCGAGAAGCAACGCAUGCACCUGCGUGACUCCUUCUUGGCUGACCAACUGGACCCCAUCUACGUGGCUUAUAACAUGUGAGCUGGAGCCCCAGACCCCAGGGCACAACGGCUGCGCCUUGUUCCUGGAGAACUGCUCACAUUGGAAGCACGGCACUCCCCAAAACCCACCCAUGACCCCACCCCCUCGCUUCCAGGCACGUGUGGCCGUGGAGGUGAGACCUCAAGUGGGCAUAGUCUCCACUGUCAUCUGUGUUGGCUCCCUCCCCUCUGCCCAGUCUAGUUGCUCUUGGAUAAUGUGAUCGUUGCUGUGGCCUCAGGCACUCAGCACCAUGGACUUCUUGGGCUGCCUGAUCUUCUCUUCUAGGCUUCUGAACUUCCAGAGAUUGGUGCUCUUCUCUCUUUGUUAGUAUCCUCGUCCGCAAUAACAGGCAAAAUCGUCCUGGUUCGUGAUGCCAUGUUUUUAACUUGCGACUCAGUUUGCUGUCUUUAUCCUGCUCCAAACAGCUGGUGACAGGACUGCUUGCGGUUGCCUCUUUGUUGAGUCAAUUCCACUGGCCCAAAAAAGACUUUCAGCUCUGUUCUCUGACUGGACAGAAUACUGGAGGGACUAACGUGAAACUUCUCCUUGCACUUUAUCCUCCUCCUUCACCCCCAGCCCCACCCCCACUACAAGCCCCAAGCUUUUGAGCCUUUUUAGAAGGGGGUGGGUGGGUAUGUCUUUAAUUUUUCAUUCUGGUAGUGCAAGCAGUUUGUCUGGUGAUUUGUUUUUGUCCAUCUGGGAGAGAAAAAGCACUUCUGAGCAAAGGAGGGUCCCCGAAACCUCCUCACCUGAAAGUGUCAUCACCAGCUACCAUCUGCUUUCAUUCCUGCCUCACAGGGACCUCACUGCGCUCCACUCGUUAGCGCAGAAAAUGGCCAACUCUCUCUCCAGAAGGGCUUUUGAAGAACGCCUGACUCCCAUAGGUGCUCACCUCCUGCUCACUAGCGCCAUUUCUCCCCUGCUGGACAAAUCAGGUGGAUGUUGGAGUGUUAACUGUCACCAGCAUUGGCUGUGCUAGUUUUAUGGAGCUUCUGAGCUGUUCUCAUGCAAAUUUGUUUGAUCAUACAUCACCUUCUCAGAGCUACUAGUUGUCUUAAUGUUGAAACUCAAAGGUUUACACACAAACCUCGUUAUAUUUGCUCACAAUAGAAAAUAUUUUGUAAUUGAUAUCGCCAACAGUUAUGCACAGCAUUCAAUAACCAAUGUGAGAUGCAGAUUUUAAAACACUCACAGGAAGCACAAGCUGAUCUGAAGAGACUGGAUUUGUAUCAAGAGAUUUAUAUGCAUUGAUAACAUACACAUAAGGUCAAAGAAAACUUUCAAGAUAAAGUCCAUGCCUUAUGAAACCUGUGGAAGUUUUAAUUUUUAUAUGUUUUAUCAUUUUAUUCUUAUUGCUGUAAUUAUACUUUGUACUGAUAUCAAAGGGACUUUGGAAUGUUUAAAACACAGAAGGCUUUGGUAAUUGUAGUGUCUCACUGGUGUUGACAUAUAAUCACAUGGACAUGUAAACAAGUCCCAUAAACUUGACUGAUCUCUAAUACUUGAUGCCAAUUCUCUGCAUCACUGGCUUAAACAGAGCCAUAAAUUAAAAAAACAAAAACAAAAAAAAACUGUUUUACACAGGCUAAAAAACAGAGUUCUGAUUUUGCACCUUCUGUCCUGUACCUUCCCUGGACUCUUGUGCUAUAGUCUUCUGAACUUCAUUAGUGUCUGUAUGUACAUGUCUGUGGGGACCUGUUUCUUUUCCUGUUCCAUCAUAAUGGCAGUAUUGUUUUAAUUGCAUUGUCAUUUCCCCCUCACAAUAAUGGAAUUUAAGUAAUAUUUAAAGGAAGAUUGUAGUUAACCAGCUCUACUUUUCUGUUUACAUCUGGUUCUGUUUCGUCCUAGAGCAGAAGACAACAUUUGUUUAUUCGUUUAGUACAGGGUUGUGACUUUUUUUUAACACAUGAAACAUUUAAAUGAGCCUGUCGGCAUUAUUAACAUAUCUUCAAAAACAUUUGUACAGUUUAAUCUUUAGGAUAAGAGGUUUUUUUACUGUGUAUUCAUCAUUGACAGCUGCUAAUUAUUUGUUUACUGUGUUUAGGGGCACAUCCAACUGGGAUAGUUUGUUAAUAAUUCACCCUGAAUCUUAGUGCCCUUUAUAGACCUGUUCUGACAUGCCACAUAUAAAACUGUAGGGGAUUCUUUAUUUUCCUGUCCUUUGUUUCCGAGCAGGGGGAUGUGGAGUAGCAAAUUCAUUAAUUUCAAUGCCUAGCUGAAUGCCAAUACACAAAUUUAAUUAAAUGUCAGUGUCUUUCAAAUGCA
Electrophorus electricus (electric eel) is the source of this 7174-nucleotide messenger RNA. It is a transcript of the gene dip2ba, whose product is annotated as DIP2 acetate--CoA ligase B (putative)a. NCBI's taxonomy places the organism in Eukaryota, Metazoa, Chordata, Actinopteri, Gymnotiformes, Gymnotidae. The record is from RefSeq and is a predicted model, not a curated record.